Lecanosticta acicola is the source of this 1149-nucleotide messenger RNA. The record is from the annotation of a GenBank genome assembly. Lineage: Eukaryota; Fungi; Ascomycota; Dothideomycetes; Mycosphaerellales; Mycosphaerellaceae.
AUGAGUAUGCUUGGGACCGUCGGACUGGCGCGGCGACAGGCUGUGACAGCUUUCGCCCUCAUCUUCACCGCCCUUCUGGUCUACGUGUUUGUUGGAACGAGCGACCGCCGUCGACAUCAGUUGGCGCAGACCGACGAAGGAGCCCCCGGUGCUGCUUCAAAGCUAUCAACAACAAAUCAAGUCUCAGAUCUAUGCAGCAGACAUGGUUUCCGACCCUUCACGAGGCAGGGCGGCAACAGCUAUCGAAGGGUAUACGAUCUGUUCCUGCUCUCUCACGAACUGGACUGGCUAGAAAUCCGCUUGAACACCCUGGCGCCGUAUGUCGAUUACUUUGUCAUCGUGGAAUCGCCGUGGACAUUUACUGGGUUGCAGAAGCCACUGCAUUUGCAGGAGAAUUGGGCGAAUUUCACGUCAUUUCACCAUAAGAUUAUCCAUCAAGUCGUCGAUGAUUCAGGCCUGAAUUUGGGAUCGAGGACCUGGGACCAUGAGGACUAUUUUCGCAACUCGCUGUUCCACAGCACUUUUCCCGACCUAUUGUACUCCGAGAGAGAAGCACAAAGAGGCGAUGUGCUGAUUGUUAGCGAUGUGGACGAGAUUCCGAAACCAGAGGCUCUGAACGUGCUGCGAUAUUGCGACUUUCCCGAGAGACUUACCUUGAGGAGCGACUUCUAUUACUACUCAUUCCAGUGGAUGCACGUUGGCGAGCAGUGGCCACAUCCUCAGGCGACCGUCUUUCGUGGUCUUCACAACACCAUAUCUCCCGUACAUCUGCGCAACGGUGAAGGCGGUCCUACGAGCUGGAUACCUUUCCUGUCAGCAAUGCGGCGAUGGUGGCAGAAGACCGACAUGUGGGAGGCAGCCUGGCACUGCUCAUCUUGCUUUGCGAGCAUGGAAGAAAUGCGCGCGAAAAUGGCCGGCUUCUCUCAUACUCCGUGGAAUACGGCUGAGAACAGAGACGAGGGAACAAUGAUGCACCGAGUUAGAAACGGCCUAGACUUAUUUGGCCGAACAGGAGAAGACUAUCGACGCGUGGAGAACAAUCUGGAUGUACCUCCGUAUAUCCUGCAACAUAAGGACGAGUUCAAAUAUCUACUGGAUCGAGAUGGCGAGGACGCGGGAUUUCGAGACUAUCAGCGAUCUAUUGGAUGA